AUGACGACAUUGAAGAAUGCAUGUUCUUCACCUGUUUCUUUAGUAGUAAAUAAAUAUUUGAUAAUUACAGUUUGCUGUCCUCUCUUGUCUCAGUUGACGCUUCCGAGACGUGCGCCGUCUUCCACGAACUUCCAGCAGUGUUCUAUCCUUCGAAGGGUCAGCUCCACCUGUCCCGUUGACGGAUUCAUCUUUUGCGAUGCGGCUCCUGAUACGAAUGUAAACCAAUACUUUAGCCCUCUGCACCAUAAUCAUUAUCGAUCUGAGAACACCACAGCAAAAUGUGGUGUCCUCAUCGAAGUAAAAGUCUUCUGCUUAAAUGGUGUUUGGGUGGCUCGAACGGCACCGAACGCCAUUACGAAUGUGACGAUCUCCCAGGUUUGUAACUAG
Messenger RNA from Angiostrongylus costaricensis, 387 nucleotides. The record is from the annotation of a GenBank genome assembly. Lineage: Eukaryota; Metazoa; Nematoda; Chromadorea; Rhabditida; Metastrongylidae.